Chelonia mydas (Green sea turtle) is the source of this 1175-nucleotide messenger RNA. It is a transcript of the gene PYM1, whose product is annotated as PYM homolog 1, exon junction complex associated factor. The transcript has 3 exons. Lineage: Eukaryota; Metazoa; Chordata; Testudines; Cheloniidae. Bases 113 to 778 code for a protein of 221 amino acids. Gene Ontology annotation, cellular component: exon-exon junction complex; cytoplasm. The record is from RefSeq and is a predicted model, not a curated record. Gene Ontology annotation, molecular function: RNA binding. Gene Ontology annotation, biological process: exon-exon junction complex disassembly.
GCGGUCGGUGUCUCUUUAAAAACAAGAUGGCCCCCGGCCCGGCUGCCCCCGCCCGCCACGCCCCUUCCGGGGGGGCGGGGCAGAGUGGCCGGAAGUGGGUCGCGUUUCCAAGAUGGCGACUCCCUAUGUGACUGACGAGACCGACAAAGAUGCUUGUAACGUUUCAGGGAAGUACAUUGCCUCCACACAGCGCCCUGAUGGGACCUGGAGGAAGCAGAGGAAGGUGAAGGAGGGAUACGUGCCCCAAGAAGAAGUGCCGGUGUAUGAGAAUAAGUAUGUGAAGUUUUUCAAAAGCAAACCAGACCUGCCCCCUGGUCUGAGCCCCGAGGCCAACGUGCAGCCAGGCAAGCAGGCCGCCAAGGCGGAGAGCGGCGAGACAGGACUGUCCAAGACAGCCAAGAGGAACUUGAAACGUAAGGAGAAGAGGAAGCAGCAGCAGGAGAAAGGGGAGAGGGAGACAGACGAACUGAUCCAGUCGCUGGAGAAGGCCACCCUCUCGGGGGGCAGCAGCAGGGACAGGCCCCCCCCAGGGGAUGGUAAGUCGGCCCCACGGCAGCAGCAGGCCUGCGGUGGAAAGGCCCUGGGGGACGGGGACUCCUCAGCCUCUGAGAAAACAAAGAAGAUGAAAAACCUGCAAAAGAAGCUGCGGCAGGUGGAGGAGCUGCAGCGGCGGCUGGACUCCGGGGAAAUAAAGCAGCUGACGGCAGAGCAGCUGGAGAAGCUGGCGCGGCGGAAGGCCUUGGAGGAGGAGCUGGAGGACCUGGAGCUGGGUUUGUAGGGGGUGGGGGGUGGGCCGGGGGGAGACUCUGACCCAGACUCGGUGCACGCAGGGUGAAUGAGUUCUGCCAGCUGUGCUGACCAGAGCCCCAGCUGCCCUGCUGGUCUCUGCUGGGUUUUUGGUUGGGUGCUGCCCGGUUUUUAAGAACAAUUUUCCCGGCUAUCGAUGUUAGAAACUCGACAACUCUUCACGCACCUCUCUCCUUUUCCAUUGUUUUAUUUGGGGGGUGGGGGGAGGGAAGGCUGGGGAUGUUGUUGGGAUGGGGUGGGCGGGGCUAGCACCCCAUGGCUGUUUCCCCAGCCCCGUAGGAUUCCCAGGUCCUCAGUGUUCUGUGUUCCAGCCACUCACUCCUCCUUUGAUUUUUAAAAAUGACGCAAUAAUAAAAUUGCAGCAGUGA